AUGGGUAAACAGCCGAACGGUGCGCUUAUCCGACAUCUGCGAUAUGCGAUUCAUCACCUUUGUGACGGGCCCAAUUCAAUCAGCGCUCAACUGAAACUGAAACUGAAACCGAGACCAAAAGGGCCAGGGAUUAGCUCCCCGUGUUUAUUAAAAGCAGCCGUGAAUGGAAUUCAGAUGACUAUCGAAGGGCUUAGUUACGCAGUAGCCUGA
This is a messenger RNA of Drosophila simulans, 210 nucleotides long. RefSeq lists its product as uncharacterized. The transcript is spliced from 2 exons. The record is from RefSeq and is a predicted model, not a curated record. Lineage: Eukaryota; Metazoa; Arthropoda; Insecta; Diptera; Drosophilidae. The coding region runs from base 1 to 210 and encodes 69 amino acids.